Molecule: messenger RNA, 842 nt
Organism: Westerdykella ornata
Lineage: Eukaryota; Fungi; Ascomycota; Dothideomycetes; Pleosporales; Sporormiaceae
Exons: 1
Coding region: 225-665 (146 amino acids)
Source: RefSeq, a predicted model, not a curated record
UCGCCCUAUAGAAAAACCUUCCGAGGGUAUUCUCGUUGAUGGAAUAGGUACUCCGGAGUGGGCGAUUCAUGGCGCCGGUGACUAGCCAUCGGCAACGCACUGACAGUGUGGAGUUGACCCCGGAUACCACCAGCAGAAGUGGAAUAACGGUGCGAUAUGUGGGCUACCAAGCGAACCCGAAUCAAUAAUGUUAUGUUGACAGGAAUAAUCACAAAAACCGAAGAAUGAUUGUUGUUCACUGUGACACAUUGCUGGACGACUCGUGGCUGCUGCAUGUGACAAAGCACGUUGAUGGCCGCCGUCCUGAAAGUUCGACAUGCUGUACAACGGGGCCGCCUGGGUUUUGGGGGUGCACAGCCUUUCUACGGCUCAUGAUGAGAAACUUGGAUUCGGAAGAGCGGCUGUCAGUCCCUAGCGAACCGGUCCCCAGAGCGCGACCCGAUGGACCAGCAUGUUGUACCGUAGAUUGCAAAAGGGAUAAGAAUAGCUUUCCGGGGAAAUUGUUGACGUGCGAACCAAAGCACGUCGUAUAUAAUAUACUGUGUUGGUCAGCUCCAGCAAUUGCUUCCACAACGCAACGUGUGCGCCGUUGCCCGUUGGAUACGACAAGAAAACUCCUUGCAGCUCACUCAAUAAUCCUACCGUUCCCCGAAGCGCAAAAGUAGACAAACUCUUCUCCAACCGCGGAACUUUCCAAACCUUAGUAGGGCACGUCACGUCCAACAUGUCGCUAUCUCCGACGCCGCGUGCUGACUACUGCACACAGUAAGCUGAUGACUCUUGGGUGGAUCGCAGCGUCGCUCGCUUCACGUCGGUCCUUUUGAAGGAGGAAUACUCCGUAU